AUGGCAAAUAGGUCAACACUUUAUCAUUUUUCAAUCCCUUAUAUAAACCAGCCAAGCUCAGCUUCACAACAACCAUGGCUUAUUCCAACAAGAUCACCUUCUUCCUUUUUUCCUCUCUCCUUCUUUUACAAAUGGUUUCCGCUGUUAAGUUCACGGUCACCAACAAGGCCGUUGGAACUCCUGGUGGCGUGCGCUUUGACAAUGAAAUCGGUGUGGACUGCAGCAGACAGAUAAUGGUAGCUUCCACUGAUUUUAUAUGGAACAUUUUCCAGCAAAGCUCCGUUGCUAAUCGGAAGAAUGUGCACAAGGUUAAACUAUUCAUCGUCACUGACUACGACGGUGUGGCCUUUGCUAGCAACAACGAAAUUCAUGUUAGUGCUGGCUAUAUUGCAAACUAUGGUGGGGACGUGAAGAGGGAGAUAACAGGUGUCCUAUACCACGAAAUGACUCAUAUCUGGCAAUGGAACGGGAUCCCGAAUGCACCAGGCGGGCUGAUCGAAGGGAUCGCCGAUUACGUACGGCUAAAGUCGGGGUAUAUUCCGGGGCAUUGGGUGGGACCGGGCGGCGGGAGUUCAUGGGACCAAGGGUACGACGUGACAGCGAGAUUUUUGGAUUAUUUAGAGGGGCUGAGAAGUGGAUUCGUGGCGGAGCUGAACCGGAGGCUCAGAAAUGGCUACUCCGCCAAUUACUUCGUGCAAUUGCUGGGGAAGCCGGUGGAUCAGCUUUGGGCAGAUUACAAGGCAGCUUACGGAAACUAGGACUUGAUUAAUUAUUGCUUUUACACAUAUAAUAUCCAUUAUGUAAUGGAGGUGUCCGAUCUUCAUCGAUACAUAUUUUCUCGAUUUAUGCUUCUUUUUCUUUUGUUGUUAUGUUUUUCGGAGCGAAGAUUUUCUUCAUUCCAAUUGUUUUCUGAUUAGUGUCAACCGUUUCUUCAUAUGACUUUGAAGAGCAACCAAUAUGAGAAGAUUAUGAUCCAAGUCGUGUCAAUUUGUUUUUCCAAAAUAUAGUAAUUACACACCACAACAAAUUUGCUGA
Messenger RNA from Cucumis sativus (cucumber), 1035 nucleotides. RefSeq names its product NtPRp27-like protein. The transcript is spliced from 2 exons. Bases 75 to 758 code for a protein of 227 amino acids. The record is from RefSeq and is a predicted model, not a curated record. Lineage: Eukaryota; Viridiplantae; Streptophyta; Magnoliopsida; Cucurbitales; Cucurbitaceae.